AGCAUGUACACGCCUCAUCGGCAAUUGCUUCCAUCGUACACUGCUCUGUCCGCGACCUCGUGAGUGCGCGCACGUGUGUCACAAGUGAAUCGGGAGGGCGACGGGAGAGACAGACUCGCACAAGGACCUGGCUUGCAGGCGCAGGAGUCCUUGCGCAAGCUUUUGACGGGCUCCGCUUCUGGGAAACGUCCAUCGCCAUCGCGCCCACCAAACAAACAUUCAGGGCACCGCACCUUUUGCAGUCCAACACCGCCCAACAUGGCAGCACUCGGUGAGGAUCUGCUGGGCGUGGUCAACAAGCUGCAGGACUUGGUCUUCAACACCAUCGGCAACGAUUCGCUCGACUUGCCGCAAAUUGUUGUGGUAGGCUCGCAAUCAUCUGGUAAAUCAUCUGUCUUGGAGAAUAUCGUCGGAAGAGACUUUCUGCCUCGAGGCAGUGGCAUCGUAACACGACGACCGCUCAUCCUCCAACUCAUCAAUCUCCCCUCCGAGCGAAGCGACAAGCCCGACGACCAUGCUGUGCACAUCCCGCACACUCCGGAGGCAGUGGCUGGUCAGGAUGAAUGGGGCGAGUUCAAUCAUAUGCCUGGCCGCAAGUUCUACGACUUCCAGGAUAUCAAGAGGGAGAUUGAGGCAGAGACGAACAGAAUAGCGGGCAGCAACAAGGGCAUCAACCGACAACCCAUCAACCUCAAAGUCUACUCGCCACAUGUGUUGAGCCUGACGCUCGUAGACUUGCCAGGUCUUACAAAAGUGCCCAUUGGCGAUCAGCCUACAGACAUUGAGAAGCAGACCCGGACACUGAUAUCGGAAUACAUCGCGAAACCAAACAGCAUCAUCUUGGCGGUAUCGCCUGCGAAUGUCGACUUGGUCAACUCAGAAUCGCUCAAGCUUGCGCGACAAGUUGAUCCGACCGGCAAAAGAACGAUCGGUAUUCUCACAAAGCUGGAUUUGAUGGAUCAUGGCACAAAUGCGUUGGAUAUCCUUUCCGGUAGAGUCUAUCCUCUGAAGCUCGGCUUUAUCGGAGUUGUCAACCGCUCGCAACAGGAUAUCCAAGGGAACAAGUCUAUGUCAGAUGCGCUCCAGGCUGAGCGGGAGUUCUUCCGUAUGCACCCAGCAUAUCGCAACAUUGCAUCAAGAUGCGGCACGCAGUAUCUGGCGAAGACGUUGAACACUACGCUCAUGGGCCACAUUCGCGAGCGACUUCCAGAUAUCAAGGCCCGACUGAAUACUCUGAUGGGCCAGACGCAACAAGAGCUGUCUUCAUACGGCACCGAUACUUUCACUGGCAAGGAGCACCGUGGCUCACUGAUCCUCCAGCUCAUGACCCGCUUCGCGACUUCAUUCACCUCAUCGAUCGACGGUACUUCUUCAGAAAUCAGCACGAAAGAGCUCUGCGGUGGAGCCCGCAUAUACUACAUCUUCAACUCUGUCUUUGGAAACAGCCUCGACUCCAUCGACCCUACCAUGAACCUUACUGCCCUCGAUAUCCGAACUGCGAUCCGUAACUCUACCGGUCCUCGUCCUUCGUUAUUCGUUCCCGAACUCGCAUUCGAUCUCCUGGUAAAACCACAAAUCAAGCUUCUCGAGAUUCCCAGUCAAAGAUGCGUGGAGCUGGUGUACGAAGAGCUGAUCAAGAUUUGCCACACCUGCUAUUCAAAUGAACUUGCACGGUAUCCUCGGAUGCAGGCGAAACUCAUUGAAGUCGUCUCGGAUUUGCUGCGCGAACGUCUUGGUCCUACUUCUUCGUACGUGGAAAGUUUGAUCGCCAUACAACGGGCUUAUAUCAAUACCAAUCAUCCGAACUUCCUUGGUGCGGCAGCAGCAAUGAGUGGCGUGAUGCAAGACAAGCAUGAGAAGGAGAAGAAAGCGGCUGCGGCGGAAGAGAAGAGGAAGCGGGACGAGCGAAGGCGGAAAGAGCUGGCACAGAACGGCGUCAAUGGGGCGGAAGCACCAGAAGAGGAGGAAGAGGAGCAGAGCCGUGUUCUCCCUCUACGCGCGGGCGCGAAGACAAAAGAGACGCGAAGCAUGAGCCCAGCGGUCGGGAGAGACGGACACCGACAUGGACACACAACCAGUGCGGCAAACGGCGCUGGGAAAGACUCGUUCUUGAACUACUUCUUCGGAAAGGAGAAUGGGCCUAGCCAAGGCGCUCUGCCUGGACCUCAUGCCGCCAGUCUGCCUGGUAACAGGCAUGUGAGCCAGAACGCUGAGCCGAGCAUCAGUGCGAGCUUCCGAAGAGGCGACACCAGAGCUAUCCCUCCACCAGAGCCUGUCGCAGAGGAACCAGACCACGAAGAGAAUGCUUUGGAUGACCCCACAGGACCAGCGUUAACAGAACGCGAAUCACUGGAGACGGAGCUCAUCCGAAGGCUGAUCAGCAACUACUUCAACAUCGUGCGCGAGACCAUUGCCGACCAAGUGCCCAAAGCCGUUAUGCACUUGCUCGUGAACUUCUCCAAAGAUGGAGUCCAGAAUCGUCUAGUAUCGGAACUCUACCGAGAAUCACUGUUCGAGGAGCUCCUCUACGAAGAUGACGGGGUUCGCGAGGAGCGGGAGAAGUGCGAGAAGCUGCUUGCUACGUACAAGGAAGCGAGCAAAAUCAUCGGCGAGGUGUUGUAAACGAAGUUUGGAUGUCGUCUGGUUUUCACGGCGAAAUUUGUACCAUUUUGAUCUGGACAUCAGCUGCAGCCAGCGUGUCGAGAAAUCAGCUCUACCUGCGCCAGUCACGAGAGCUAAUGAGCCAGGCCGGUAGGGUCGGGCCAUAUGUAUAGAUCUUGGGAAAGGGCUGUACACUACUCAAUACUGUAGCACGAAUAUCAUGCUGAAAAGCGAUUCCGCACCAGAGG
Molecule: messenger RNA, 2849 nt
Organism: Cercospora beticola
Lineage: Eukaryota; Fungi; Ascomycota; Dothideomycetes; Mycosphaerellales; Mycosphaerellaceae
Gene: DNM1
Product: dynamin-related GTPase DNM1
Biological process (GO): mitochondrial fission; peroxisome fission
Cellular component (GO): microtubule; membrane; mitochondrion
Molecular function (GO): GTP binding; GTPase activity; microtubule binding
Source: RefSeq, a predicted model, not a curated record